Papaver somniferum (opium poppy) is the source of this 915-nucleotide messenger RNA. RefSeq names its product F-box/LRR-repeat protein At3g58930-like. NCBI's taxonomy places the organism in Eukaryota, Viridiplantae, Streptophyta, Magnoliopsida, Ranunculales, Papaveraceae. The transcript has a single exon. The record is from RefSeq and is a predicted model, not a curated record. Bases 1 to 915 code for a protein of 304 amino acids.
AUGUAUAUCUGGAAAUCUUUGCCAACUCUGAACAUUGGCUCCGAGGUGCACUGGCUUACAUCACGCGAAAUUGGUCAACCUGGAGAUGGCUUAAUACCUUUUGUAGACAAGGUAUUCAGCCAGCGUGACCGCUCUGAUAUUCAACGGUUUCAAAUUCAUUGCAGUGAUAUGCACAUUAAUAUUAGUUCUGAUCACAUUUAUAGAUGGAUUGCAUCUGCUGUAAGUCUCAAUGUUCAAGAGCUACGUAUUACUAUUGAGGCCAUUGAUGUUAGAGGUGAUUUUGAGUUUCCUUCUUGCUUGGCUACUUGUAAAUCGUUGUCGGAGUUGGAGUUGGUCUUUAUUACAUGUCGAUAUUGUGGAGACAGAAAGAAGAUUAUCCUACCUGUCUCAAUUAGUUUACCUCGGAUGAAAUCAUUGCGUCUCACUCUUCGGUCAUUAGUGUUUGAUGAUGAGAAUUUGGCGAAUAAGUUCUUCUCAAGUUGCCCUGCUCUUGAGUCGCUAAAAAUGUUCUGUCAAUUUUCUAAUAUGAAACCCAUUGUUUCCUUCCCUCAACUCAAACGUUUUGGAUAUUAUGAAAUUGGAAAUAAUGAUAGUAUUCAACUAUGUGCUCCCAAUCUUACAUGCCUCAGAUUUCAUGGUUGCAUAUCAAGUGAUUAUAGUAUGGAGAAUCUUGCUUCUCUAACUAGUGCUGAUAUAUUCAUGUUCAUUAACAACAAUGAAGAUGGUAUACGAGGGAAACAGUGGAAGAUUUCUGCUCAGAAGAAGCGCUUGUAUGCUAACAAAAUGAUGAAACUCUUGAGAGGGUUAUAUAACGUGAAAGAUUUGAGAUUAAGUGAGUAUAUACUGAAGGUAUUGCAGCUACCUAGCGUUCUUUGCUCUAUGAUAAAUGCAUUAGUUGUAUCUUACAUUUUAUAA